GCCUCUGACGAAAGCCAAAAGGUGAAGAGUAUUUCUGCUGACCACAAGAUUGAAAAGCAUGACCAUCAAGAUAAUUUAACAUCGCUGGAAAGCGACUGCAUUCUGCUUCCUCACGAGAGAGUUGGCAGUGAAUUUUCUUGGCUCAAGGAAAAAAGUCAGGAGGACAUCUCUGUUCAGAAAGCCAACGAGCUGGAUGACGAAGAGUCUUUCUUGUAUGGCGGUGAAGCAUCUUCUCAGAAUGGAGGGCAUGUCAAAGUGGAAAAAAAUUAUUAUUCUAGUGUUGGCAGUCACAAGAACAUGUUUCUGUUCAGUGGGUUCAGUAAUGUGGUUGAUCCUAAAAUCCCCCAACAGAUGGCUUUAUCUACUGUUUCCUCUGUCAGUCUGGACAGUAUGGAGUGUGAGAAAAUCAAGAAUAUAUUAAAUAGCCUAGGUGGAACAUCAGAUAUUGGCAAGAUGUUGAGGACUCAAGUCCAAAAGGAGGGCAAUGAUGCGUCUCCUGCACUAUUCAGUUCAGACACAGCGGCGGCAACACUGAAUGAGCCAAGUGUACGGAAAGCUCUGGAGUCUCUGCAGUCUCUGAUCAAAGCAACAAAAGAAAAACAGUCAAAAAGUAACGAUCAGUCCCAGACUUCCUCUGUUAAAACGAAGGCAGGUGACCACGAAGAGAAGAAAAGAGCCAAAAUGAGAGAAAUAGAAACCUUAGCGAAAGAACUGGAGGAGUUGCUAAGGCAGGAAGGACUGGGUUUUAUCUCGGCAGUAACAGGGUUCUAUUGCCAGAAAUGUGAAGAGUUCAUUGGAGAUUUGAAUUCUGCUGAGAGACAUGCAACAAUCCACCAAACUCAGUCCGACAAGCAUGCUAAAGACAGCAAAGACCUUUGCCACUACCUGAGCAGGACCACCAGCCAACGUUCAACUUCCAGAAGUGACAUGGAGCACAAACAGAACUGGAGAGAUGAGAAGGAAUACAGAAGCACACACCACGACAGCAGGUCUGAGCAGGGAAAUAUCUGCUUAAAAGAAGAGAUGAAGAAGGAGAGGAUGCUCAUAACGGUUAGCCGAGGACUGACACCUCCAUCUCUAGACGUCCCAGUGAAACAGGAGAACAAGGAGCACGGGAAAGCCAAAGACAAAAGAGAAAGCAAGGAUGAAUUUCCCAAAACCAGCAGAGACAAACGUAAGACGGAAAAACACGAGAGCAGUGACAGCAGUGACAAUGAAAAAUCCCCUAAAACAAAACAUUCCAAAAAGAAGAAAAAGAAAGAGAAAAAGAAGAAGAAGAAGGAAUAAGGUUUGUAGAGUGUCUCAGGAGAAAUGCUGACCUGCUGCUGCAACUCAGCAUUUAGAACUUUAGGUCUUCAAUUUCCCCCCAGAAAACUGCUUCUCUAUUUCUUUUAUUGUUUUUGUUAGUUUAAUCUCAAGACAGGAACGAUUCCAAAUCUUUUCAGAUUCAGUCAGGUGUGUUGAGUCUCCUUGUUGGCUCUGAAGCAGAGAAGAAGAAGAGGGGGAAGUGCCUGUGUGAGAACAGACAGGGAUGUUGCUAGGAGAUGGAUGAUAUUUUCAGAUGUUUGUCUUUUUGUCUCUAAUCCUCAGACUAUAGUUUUAACAGAACUUGUUUGCCUGUUAGGUGUUGGCUCACGGUAAGUAGAACUCCAAAACGUCAUGCUGUCCCAACUUUCCGAUUCCAUCUUGUGAACACAUUAACCUGCACUGGUUCUAAUUCUUUCCUCUGCUCUUAUUUUUAUUGAAACUCAAACAUGACACACAUAUGCGUCUUGUGAUAUUGUUAAUAAAGAAAACAAAUGUUUGCCUUUUUAAUAAAAUUUGUUAAGUCAGACGUAA
Molecule: messenger RNA, 1839 nt
Organism: Fundulus heteroclitus (mummichog)
Lineage: Eukaryota; Metazoa; Chordata; Actinopteri; Cyprinodontiformes; Fundulidae
Biological process (GO): negative regulation of DNA-templated transcription; positive regulation of DNA-templated transcription
Cellular component (GO): nucleoplasm
Source: RefSeq, a predicted model, not a curated record